Molecule: messenger RNA, 526 nt
Organism: Acanthisitta chloris (rifleman)
Lineage: Eukaryota; Metazoa; Chordata; Aves; Passeriformes; Acanthisittidae
Gene: TPRG1L
Product: tumor protein p63 regulated 1-like
Exons: 3
Cellular component (GO): synaptic vesicle; cytoplasm
Source: RefSeq, a predicted model, not a curated record
AAUCGAUCACUGGAACAAUGAGAAGGAGCGUCUCGUCCUCAUCACAGACUGGUCCCUCCUGGUCUGCAAGUACAACUUCAUCAGCCUGCAGUGCCAGCACGUGACGAGGAUUGCCCUCAAUGCCGUGGACACCAUCUCUGUGGGGGAGUUCCAGUUCCCCCCGAAGUCUCUGAACAGGAGGGAAGGCGUGGGUAUCCGCAUCCAGUGGGACAAGCAGAGCAGAGCAUCCUUCAUCCACAGGUGGAACCCGUGGUCCACCAACAUCCCCUACGUCACCUUCACCCAGCACCCCAUGGCAGACGCGGACGAGAAGGUCGCGUCGCUGUGCCGGCUGGAAAACUUUCAAACCCAGCUGAUCCAGGCUGUGAAGAAUGCCCACAAGGAGGGCACAGCGCCCGGAGGGGCUAACGGUGUGUUGGUGCUGGAGCAACCCAUCCUCAUCGAGACCUACCUGGGACUCAUGUCCUUCAUCAACAACGAGGCCAAACUGGGCUACUCCAUGACCAGGGGCAAAAUUGGAUUCUAA